Messenger RNA from Emericellopsis atlantica, 1829 nucleotides. Its product is annotated as tubulin binding cofactor C-domain-containing protein. The coding region runs from base 438 to 1631 and encodes 397 amino acids. Lineage: Eukaryota; Fungi; Ascomycota; Sordariomycetes; Hypocreales; Bionectriaceae. Gene Ontology annotation, biological process: post-chaperonin tubulin folding pathway; tubulin complex assembly. The record is from RefSeq and is a predicted model, not a curated record. Gene Ontology annotation, cellular component: cytoplasm. The transcript has 3 exons.
UCCCGAGAUUUGGAACAUUUACACAUAGUCUCGCAAGCCAGCACUGCAGAUCGUAGGUCACCUGGACAGCUGGUUUCGCAAAAACGGCUCCGCCCUGACUCGAGCAUUCGACUGAGGCAAAUGCCCCCCUUUCCGCGCUUCACCACCCCCGCAUUCUCAGCAGUCUACGUCAAGCAACCCGACCACACCACCACUACGCCACCAAAGCGGCAACCGGCUUCACGAAGUUGAACGUCGCGAGCGCCUUCAUCUUGGGCGCCGCCCUUAAUUUGCGGGGUCAGACCUGUUGGAUCACGGCAGCUGCGCGACGCUACUUGACGUCAAUCACCUAAGGGAGGUCGUACCGUCUGCUCGUCAUACUACAGAUCCUCCCAUUCACGGCUCGGCUGUAAGUAGAUUCCGCACGUAUAAAUCUGGCACGGAUCCUUCCAUAGCACAUGCGUUAUCAGACUUAUCUACUCCUCAAACGACAUUUUAACAUGGCGACUCCGAUUCAGGUUCAGCCCGCUUGGGCGUCACAUCCUUUUGCAGGACCCAAGGCUCUCUACAAGGCCAGAAUGAUGGACCCUACGGAUGAGUUCCGUCUACAGUUCUCUCUCCAGGAGACAGAUAUCAAAGAUGAGAUUGCCCUCCUACCGUCCAAGUCCCAAGAGGAGUAUGAGGGUGCAAAGGAGAUCAUUCUCGCCAAACGGAACAAGCUGCAGAGCAUGACGAACGACUUUUUCGCUGAUCACAAGAACGACUUUGUCAAGAAACAGCGUGUGGAAGAUCUCGCUCGUCUGCGGCAGGCCUUCGAAGCGGCCGUAGAGCUUCGCCGAUCCAAACUCGAACAGGAUGCCAAACCGUCGAGAUUCAAGUUCAGGCCAAAGACCAAACAUGUCGACAUGGGUGCUGUUCAGAAUGACCCGCGAUACAACCCAGGCAUUCAGCCCACGAGCCAGGCCAGAGUCCCAACACUGAGAUCACAGGAGCUACCAGGCAAUGCAACCAUGGCCCAAGGCAAGGACUACAAUCAGGAGAUGGCGCAGUCCAGCGAUUCGCAAAUUCGUAAACCAAGUUUCUCUACCGUUGAUACCAUUGAGAUAUCGAAGCACAAAGGGUUGCACAUCAUCCUCCCUCUCUCAGCAUCGCGCGCCACAGCUGCCGGGAGUCUCCAGGAUCUAGAGGGCUGCAUUGUGGACAUGUCCCUUCCUACUAACGGCGCCCCAUUGCCGAGUCUGGCCUUGAAGAAUAUUUCCGGCAGUCUGGUCAUUGCAGGGCGCGUGUCCAGCUCGGUGCAUAUCACAAACGUCAAGGACAGCAUCGUUGUAUUGACGGCGCAGCAAGCGAGAAUCCAUGACUGCAAGAAUGUGCGGGUCUAUCUUUUCUGCGCAAGCGAUCCUGUCAUUGAGAACUGUUCUCAAAUGCAGUUCGCCCCGCUGCCUACCAUCUAUGCGAAUGACACAUCCAAAGGGUUAAACAACCGAUGGGAUCGCAUUGAAGACUUUAGCUGGCGCAAGGGCGGGGAGAAUCCAAAUUGGACGGUGAUUCCGGAGGACCAGAGGCUAGACGAGACUGUGUGGGCUGAAGUCAUGCACGGCCGACCAGGCGCCAGCGUCGAGGAGACCUUGGCAAGUGUUGGCCUCCGUUGAUCGCGUCGUCGGGUGUCGAGAUCAAUCGCUCCAUUGAGGAGGUGAUGGCUUAGUGGCGAUAGCUGGAUUGUUCGUCGGUUUAGCUUGGGGCGCUGCUUCUGUGUGGGCUGUUGAUACAUUAGCUUUACCGUACUCCAAACUGCAGAACGCAAAGUAAAGACAGUUGUAGACGCACCUCGUAGCACUGCGCGCUUCUUC